This is a messenger RNA of Paraphaeosphaeria sporulosa, 845 nucleotides long. RefSeq lists its product as uncharacterized. NCBI's taxonomy places the organism in Eukaryota, Fungi, Ascomycota, Dothideomycetes, Pleosporales, Didymosphaeriaceae. The transcript has 2 exons. The record is from RefSeq and is a predicted model, not a curated record. The coding region runs from base 68 to 616 and encodes 182 amino acids.
CCUCCCACGCUCACGCCAAUCACGCCUCCUCCCCAAAACUCACCAUUCUAUCCUUGCCAAUCUACAAAUGUCCGACCUCAAGCCUCUUACAGCGUUCAUAUCCGGCCCCCUCGACCCCACACCCGCCUACUUCGCCAUCCACUACGCCCCCAAACUCGACACUGCCAUCGCCGCAGGUCACAACUUCAUCAUCGGGCCUGUGCGCGGAGUCGAUGCGCUUGCUCUGCAAUACUUACUAGAAAAGGGCGCGGAGCCUAAGAGAAUCAGCGUGUACAUGGCGCGCUUCGAAUUUGCCUCGUCCACCUGGCGCACUUCUUUCACGUCGCUUGGGGUGAACGUGGUGGAAGUGGAGGAUGCGGUGACGACGCGGGAGCGGGAUGCGGCGAUGACGCGGGAUAGCGAUUAUGACAUCUUGAGGUACAGGACGGAGGAGGAGGCAAGGGCGGCGUAUGGGGCGGGUUGGUGGCCGCGGGUGAGUAAUACGGAGAUGAACGAGAGGAGGCGAGCGGGGGAUGAGAGUCAAGAGUAUAGGCCAAGUGGCGAGGUAGAGGGAGGAAAGGCUGUUAAGCAGGAGGAGACGAAGUCGAAGGUAAGGAAGUUGUUUCGACGGAAGUGAGAUGGGGGGGAAGAUGAGUUCGUGCUGAGAAUGUAAAAAAGCACGAUGGAUCAUGAACACGUUGUAUUUGCUACAGACGACAAAGAACGCCGGAAUCGUCAUAAUCAUGUUCCAGUCGUUGUCCCGCCCCAAAAAAUCAAUCGUACAGAUUCGCCAAUUUCAAACCAUUGCCGGACGCCAGGGAGAUGACAGAAAGAAAAUGACUAGAGCCUAGUAAGAGAGUAGGAAA